AUGCGCCUUAGCACUCGCGUACGGGCUUCACUUAACUCCUUUUCCUCGAUCCGUGUGGAGAUGCAAUGCAAACGAGGGUGUUGGAAGCUUUAUAUGUGACCUCCAAGCAAAAGUAUAAAAUGACACUUCACUCAUCGAGGGAUUCUAUUAGAUAAGCAACAUUUUACGGCCAUGAAUCGAUGCUCAUUUGAACCGUUCAUAUUCCCUCUGUUCAAUGAGUGAUGGACUCAUACGUGGCUUUACCCCACAAUUUAUUUAUGACCGCAUCGUCUUUAUUUCUCUUUGUCAUGGUAGGAUUUUCGAAUGUAUAGAGAUACAAUUCGACCAUUUUUUAAGAGCAGAUGACAUGUUUGGAGGAGUAUAAGAACUCACAAAAGAUAGUGAUAAACACUGUAUCCAAACAUUUCGAAUGUUUUUAAUCUCAUGAUGAGGACAUCUUUCAUAGGCACUAUACUAGCCUCCCUAGAUCACAUCUUAACGCAUAUACUGACAAUUCAAAGUAAGAUGAGCUUUGAAAUUGCUCUGGGGAGUGUUGCGUUAUUCAAAAAUUUUGAAACUUUAUGCUCAAAUGCACGCACAAAUCAUCCCUCAUAUGCAUGAACAUCUACCGAGGUGGUACAUUAAGUGCAGUCUAAACCACCCCGCACUUUAGAUAAGACAAUGUCCUCAUUGGCCCAAUCAAGUCGGUAUAUAAUGAAAUUACCUUGAUUGUCGAAAUGAUUCAUGAACAAUUGGCUACUCCCUCUCUAUUUUGGCCCUUAAUAAAAAGAAAAUGAAAAGAAAAACGGAGAGAGCAAUCGAGGACUUUCCCAUAUAAUUAUCGAGUGAAACAAAUUAGGGAAUCAACAAUCAUUAGUCUGCCUAGAGACUAGUGGAAAUCAAUACCAGAGUGACCUUUUAGAUAACUGAAACUCGAAUCACUUUCUUACUGCUCUCUUAGUUUUUAAUUGCUAUCACUCGAAUCUGAUGUCUAGAUAAAAGAUUAAUACUUAAUAGUAGUACCUUUAUCCGCUUGCUUGAUCGAGCUUUAAAUCUAUAAGUUGAUGCACGCUCUCUAUUCAAUCCUAACUAAGCCAAACAUAACCUACGUAGGUUUGUAGUAAAGUGGCUCGUUCGUAUUCCAAGGUAUCCCUAAGCUUACUAUUACUUCGCCCGAACUAUUAUAUAAUCGAACCAAAGGUUUGGGUAAAGAAUCUAAUCUAACCUACUCCUAAACAACCAACCAAGUGGUUGGGAGAUAGCUAGAGAUGAGAUAGUUGCCUAGGGUUAGUGAUGACAAUUUGACCCCCCCCCCCCCUGCGGUCGUGGGUAUUACCUGACCCGACCCGUGAAUGGACAGGUAUAUGAUAGACCGUUAGUUACACAUGCUUUUACCCCUGCUCUUACUCUGUUUGAGGUAUUGAUUCUCGUGUUUUAGGCCGAUUUCACGCUAGGUGGUGCUUGUUUAUGAUAUUUCAGGUCCUAGUACGUGAAUGGAGGCUUGGGAGCGAGUUUGAUGUCGAUUGGACGCGGAUCGGACGCAUGGCGAGAUUCCAAGGAGGCUGCACGGCCAGACCAGGGGGUCGCACGGCCGUGCAGUAUACAAUUAUGGCCGUGCGACAUUAUGCGAGAAGACGCACGGGCAGAGCAGAAAACCCGCACGGCCGUGCAUGUAACCAGUCUGGCCGUGCGGGAUUGUGCGAGAGCUUGCACGGGCACAAGUGAAAUCCGCACGGCCGUGCGAAGUGCAAUCCUGGCCGUGCGAGAAGCCCGAGGUUCAACUUAUUGAUACGCCGCGUUUUGAGGUGCACGGCCAGAAUGGUAAGGUGCACGGCCGUGCACCCUGGCCGUGCGAGUCGGGAUUUUCUCCUUUUAAGCAGAAUUUCGGCCACAAUUCGAUGGGAUUCGAGUUUUUGAGAGAGAGAUCAGUUCCUAGAGAGAGAAAGUGACGAGCAAGAGUUCCCAAGUGCCCUAGAUUGAUCUUCAACACCAUUGGAGGCCAGCUUGAGCUUGGAGAAGUGCCAAUCAACGUCCAGAAGCAGGAAUCCAUCCUUUGCAGUAUGAAUUCCGUGUCUGAUUCUGCUUUUGCUUUCUUCUCCAUGGAGUAGUUCUCCCAUUCAUCUGGGUAUGGAGAACCCUAGAUUUGUAUGUUAGGCUUUGAUUGUAUGAACCCAAGUACUGAUUCUGUGAUUGAUUAUAUUCGAUUGAGGUUUUAAUGAUUGAAUGACUUGAAUCCUGAUCAAAUUCCUGUUGUUUCUGCUUUAACCUAGAAUGAGAAUAUCUGCCUAGGUUAAUAGAGUAUCCUUGAUUGAAGGUAGGGAGUUGGUGACUUUAGUCGAGGAGCCAACUCACUAUUCUGUACCGGAUUUACUCCGGUAGUGGAGGUUUUGUUCUUAGGGCCUCAAUCUGUCGACUCCGGUGGAGGUUAGUCGCCCGCUAGAGAGUCAGAUUGAGAGGGUCUGAAGACCUUUAGUCGAGACUUCAGGCUGUUUAAGAACCUUCCGCAGUAUAACUAUCAUAGAAACUGAACUUGGUAAUUACAAUCCGGCUUAACUGCAGUCUAGGGGGAACCAUAUCCGGGUGACCUCUUUAACCUGAAUACAACCAGUUUACUUGCUUUGUUUGUUUGGUAGUUUAGACUUGCACUCCAGUUUUAUUGCUAGAUAACAAGAAAUCACUGAGUAGUCAGCAAAUCUAGGACCCGGGUUGACAUAUAAACCUAAACCCGCUAUACUACGCUUUAGGGAGUGGUUGCACUUGGCCAGUUCCUAGGGUGACAGUAGAGUCGAGUCAAGUUUUUGGCGCCGUUGCCGGGGACGGCUAGGUUGUUGAAGAAAAGUGAUUUCUGUUAAUUUAGCUUUUCUUUUUGCUUUGUUUUCUUUGUCCCACUUGUGCCUUCACGGGUUUGUUGCUUGAGUGUGUGCAGGUAGUGCAUGACCCGUAGCCAGUCGGGAGGUUUACUGCCGUUGAAUCCAGAGAUUGACCGCACCUGUCGCCAGCUCAGGAGACAACAGCGAGCUAGACUGGCUACGGAAGAGCGCAUAGACGGCCACCUGAGCAGCGAUUCUGAAGAAGAGCACGGAAUGGACGGAGACUACAAUCAGCACCAGGGGAAUCCCCCGGUGAAUCAGGUCCUGGGGAACAACCCCAUACCCCAGGAUCAUGGAGCUCAUCAUCCACCGCAGCCGGGUCCCACCUUGGAGUACUAUUACACUCCUCGGAUUGCUGACAUCCGCCCGGUCAUCCUCUACCCGCCGAUCCCAGCAAACAACUUCGAGAUCAAGCCAUGCUGGAUUCAGCUCAUCACAUCUUCUAUCCAGUUCCAUGGCUUGAAGGAUGAGGAGGCCAGGGUGCACUUGUCCCGUUUUCUGCAGCUGACGAACGGGUUCAAGCUGAAUGGUGUCCCGGAUGAUGCGAUCCGCCUUCAUCUCUUCCCCCAUUCUCUGGCGGGGAAUGCCAAGAGGUGGUUGGAGACCCAGCCACCAUUGUCCAUCACCUCUUGGGACGAUCUGGCAGACAAGUUCGUGCACAGGUACUACCCUGCAUCGAAGACUACAGAGAUUCAGCGGGAGAUCACUCACUUCCGCCAGGAGCCAGAUGAGUCACUUCGUGAUGCAUGGGAGCGGUACAUGGGAUACUUCUGGCAGUGUCCCCAUCAUGGCUUCAGCGAUGCUUUCACGGUAGGGAACUUCUACAGCGCUCUCUCCCCAGAUAGCCAGAGGGUGAUUGAAUCUCUAUGCCCAGGAGGGGAUAUUCUCACUAAGACUCCACCCGAGCUGAACCAGAUGAUUAAUACAUUAGCUGCCAGAGAUCAUUCCUGGGGGCAGAGCAGCAGAGGCAGGCAUUCCCGGGACCGUGGUGUGCAUGCCAUGGAGACCAGAUCCGGGUUAGAGCAGCAGGUGGCUGAGUUGGUGCAGACAUUGAAGCAGCCCAACAGUCUCCUACCGGGCCGAGGUGUAACUCCGCCUCCAGUCGCUCAGUGUCAGUGGUGUGAGAGCCCAAACCACCUGGUGGAAGAUUGUCAGUCUAUGAGGGAGUCUUCUACUCCCCAAGAGCAGGUGGACUUCAUAGCAAAUGCUCGGCGCCUGGAUCCAUACAGCAGUACCUAUAAUGAGGGAUGGCGCCAGCAUCCCAACUUUGCCUGGAGCAGCAACGCCAACAAGCCACCUGGUUUCCCAGCACCAGCAGGUGGUCUCCAGCAGAGGCAGCCCUUCCAGGCUAGGCAGGGGCUACCACCACAGCAGCAGCCUUACCAGCCAAGGCAAGGGCAGCCAUUCCAGCAGCCUCAGCGUCAGUACGCCGAACCAGCAGCAGCACCAGCUCCCGAUAAUCAGAUGACCGAGCUGAAGAACAUUUUGGCAGCAUUCAUGACCACCACCCAGGCAAGUAUCACGAGGAUGGAUCAGACCAUAGCUUCACUGGAGGCAGGCCAGAGAACCCUGGAGGCAGGCCAGAGAAACCAAGGUGCCAUUCUGCAGGAUCUCCAGCACCAGAUAGGGAGCUUAGCUCGCCAGAACACUACAAGGGCACCGGGGACUCUGCCUGCCACCACUGUCCCGAAUCCUCGAGAUCCUCACCAGCAUCAGCAGCUAGAUGCCAUUUUUACCAGGAGCGGUAAGGUGAUAUCUGCUGAUCCUGCCCCGGCCAGACAGGAGGAACCACUACCUGCUUCAGCACUUCCAGCCGACGAUGCAGAAGUGCGGGUGGAGAAGGAAGCCCCUGCUCCCAAGCCACAACCAGUGGUUAAGGAGCAUGUGCCCCAGCUUCCCUUCCCCACUCGCCUACACAAGGACAAGCUGGAGACUGAGUUUGCCAAGUUCAUGGCAAUGUUGAAGCAGCUCAACAUCAGCAUACCGUUCAUGGAGGCACUGUCAAAGAUGCCCAAGUAUGCCAAGUUCAUGAAAGAUAUCUGCACCAACAAGAAGAAACUUGGGGAUCUUUCGACAGUGAUGCUCAGUGAAGAGUGUUCUGCUAUCCUACAGAACAAGCUGCCCGAGAAGCGCAAGGAUCCAGGGAGUUUUACUAUCCCUCUUACUAUUGGCAGCAUGCAUGUAGGCAAGUCCUUGGCGGACCUAGGCGCUAGCAUUAACGUCAUGCCAUAUAAGUUGUAUAAAAUGCUAGACCUAGGUGAACUUAGCCCCACUAGGAUGAGCAUUCAAUUAGCUGAUCGUUCUGUUGUGCAUCCUAGGGGAAUCAUAGAGGAUCUGCUUGUUGGUGUUGGUGCAUUCACAUAUCCUGUUGAUUUUGUUAUUCUUGAUAUACAUGAGGAUGUGGAUGUGCCGUUGAUUCUAGGUAGGCCAUUUCUUGCCACCGCCAAGGCACUAAUUGAUGUGCAUGAUGGUAAGUUGAUCUUGCGUGCUGGGGAUGAACAGGCUACUUUUUCUGUGACUGAGUUUGAUCACUGUGCUAUGAUUGAUGUCACGCCUGUGCAUGCUAUGUCUGAUCAGGUACACGAGCCUGUCGUGUAUCCUGCUGCUCCUCGCAUUUUGCAGGACCCUCCUAUCACUCCUUCGCCGCCACUCCAUCCAGCCACGCCUCUGAACAAAAAGCUCAAGGAGGAGAGGCGGCCGAAGCCGCAGGUUGCUAAGCCUGCACGUAAGAAGAGUGGAGACCACUAUGAGCUGGUCCCACCUCCUGCACCACGACCACCGUGGCCGUCCGGGUACUCACUCGCCUGCAUCUUGCCAGAUGGGCAGGUCGAGCUGACCGAUGAUGGUGGUCGCAUCCGUCGGGUGCAUGGCCACAACCUGAAGCUGUACCUCAAGAGCGACGUGGAUCCGCUCUUGGGGGCACCUGUUCCUGCACCGCCCUGAGUAUCCACCAUGGGCGUCCAGCUAAUACGACGGUAAAGAAGCGCUUCUGGGGAGGCAACCCCACCACGGUUUGUUUUUCUUUCUUGAGUUUUGAGUCGGUUUGUAGACCCGGUUUGGGUUUGGUCUGUUUCUUUUGGUUUGGAUGAUAUUUUAUUGGGCUGACCAUCGGACCUAGCAUACUGUGUUUGAGCUCUGUGUUUUCCUUUGGCUGUGCUUGCCCCGACUGGCCCGCCUCCAGUCUCCUGCAGUCCGUGCAUACCGGUAACAUCUUUCCCUUAUCCUUCCCUCUUCUCCAUUGAGGGCAAUGUCGAUCUUAAGUGUGGGGGGGUGUUUAUCUUUGACUGCAUUAGAUCUGUUUGUGUGCUUGGAGCCUAGUCCACUGUCCAAAUUUUUAAAUUUGAGGGCUCCAAGUAAGUGUUUCCGUGCAAUUGCCUGCUCAGUAUGCUUUGAAUUGACAGUCUUUAUGGUAAUAUGCAACCUAGGGAGGUAGUGUAGCACUAUGGAGGAUGUUGAUGCAUUUAAGAAGUCUCAUUUCUUCUUCAUAUUGUGUUGGUUGAUUGAGUGAAUUAGUGAUCUUAGGACCCUUGUCAUGGACUCUUGUAUCAUGUUUUGAAAAUAACAGGUGCUCGAAAAUGUGCUUCAAAAUAAACGUCUCCCGUGCGAAUAGGGCGAAAGUGUGUAAGGGGAGACGGGAAUUCGUUCCCAAUUUCCACCUACUACCUCCAGCCCCCUUACAUGUCUUUCCCCCGCACGAGGCUCGAGACAUCCGCUCCUGGCAUGGCCGGUAAGAGCAGGUUGGGACCCUUGAAAAGAAAAAGAAAAGAACAAUAACAGAAAACAAGCAAAACAGAAAGAAAAGGGUUCCAACCAUCUUCAAAGAAAAUCGAGCACCUCGAAAAAUGUGAGUCCAUGAUCCUUUGUUUUUGAGAAUCUCUCCAUCCACAAUUCAUUUGUUCUCUGUUCACUGUUUGCCAUGAUGCCAACUCGAUAAGAAGCUUUGAGAUGACUUGUGCGUCGGUUGACCUCGUAAGUUGCUAAAUGAUCUGGGAAGUCCUCUACCUACGAUCUGGGUUGUUUGUUGCUAUAGAGGUCUGGAGAGCUGCAUUGGUUUGAGUUAGGUUUGCUUGGGGACAAGCAAACGGUUAAGUGUGGGGGAGUUUGAUAGACCGUUAGUUACACAUGCUUUUACCCCUGCUCUUACUCUGUUUGAGGUAUUGAUUCUCGUGUUUUAGGCCGAUUUCACGCUAGGUGGUGCUUGUUUAUGAUAUUUCAGGUCCUAGUACGUGAAUGGAGGCUUGGGAGCGAGUUUGAUGUCGAUUGGACGCGGAUCGGACGCAUGGCGAGAUUCCAAGGAGGCUGCACGGCCAGACCAGGGGGUCGCACGGCCGUGCAGUAUACAAUUAUGGCCGUGCGACAUUAUGCGAGAAGACGCACGGGCAGAGCAGAAAACCCGCACGGCCGUGCAUGUAACCAGUCUGGCCGUGCGGGAUUGUGCGAGAGCUUGCACGGGCACAAGUGAAAUCCGCACGGCCGUGCGAAGUGCAAUCCUGGCCGUGCGAGAAGCCCGAGGUUCAACUUAUUGAUACGCCGCGUUUUGAGGUGCACGGCCAGAAUGGUAAGGUGCACGGCCGUGCACCCUGGCCGUGCGAGUCGGGAUUUUCUCCUUUUAAGCAGAAUUUCGGCCACAAUUCGAUGGGAUUCGAGUUUUUGAGAGAGAGAUCAGUUCCUAGAGAGAGAAAGUGACGAGCAAGAGUUCCCAAGUGCCCUAGAUUGAUCUUCAACACCAUUGGAGGCCAGCUUGAGCUUGGAGAAGUGCCAAUCAACGUCCAGAAGCAGGAAUCCAUCCUUUGCAGUAUGAAUUCCGUGUCUGAUUCUGCUUUUGCUUUCUUCUCCAUGGAGUAGUUCUCCCAUUCAUCUGGGUAUGGAGAACCCUAGAUUUGUAUGUUAGGCUUUGAUUGUAUGAACCCAAGUACUGAUUCUGUGAUUGAUUAUAUUCGAUUGAGGUUUUAAUGAUUGAAUGACUUGAAUCCUGAUCAAAUUCCUGUUGUUUCUGCUUUAACCUAGAAUGAGAAUAUCUGCCUAGGUUAAUAGAGUAUCCUUGAUUGAAGGUAGGGAGUUGGUGACUUUAGUCGAGGAGCCAACUCACUAUUCUGUACCGGAUUUACUCCGGUAGUGGAGGUUUUGUUCUUAGGGCCUCAAUCUGUCGACUCCGGUGGAGGUUAGUCGCCCGCUAGAGAGUCAGAUUGAGAGGGUCUGAAGACCUUUAGUCGAGACUUCAGGCUGUUUAAGAACCUUCCGCAGUAUAACUAUCAUAGAAACUGAACUUGGUAAUUACAAUCCGGCUUAACUGCAGUCUAGGGGGAACCAUAUCCGGGUGACCUCUUUAACCUGAAUACAACCAGUUUACUUGCUUUGUUUGUUUGGUAGUUUAGACUUGCACUCCAGUUUUAUUGCUAGAUAACAAGAAAUCACUGAGUAGUCA
Messenger RNA from Linum trigynum, 8274 nucleotides. The record is from the annotation of a GenBank genome assembly. NCBI's taxonomy places the organism in Eukaryota, Viridiplantae, Streptophyta, Magnoliopsida, Malpighiales, Linaceae.